AUGGAAGUGGCUGUGGUGGAACAUUACCCAGUCUCUGAGACCCAAUUCAUGGCUGGGGUCAUGUCAGCAAAGUCUCCUGCAUCUGAAGACACAGUCAUAUUGGUCGCUUUUUGUCAACACCUCCUCCUAGAUGUCUUUGGCAUGCUAGAAUAUCUGGACACAGACCUUGACCCUGCUACAGGCACUUUCAUUGAUUCAUUUGACCACUGGAUUGGGGCAUUCAUGACAGACCCCAACAUUUGCCAGUGCCUUUUCAAAAUACACAUGCCUGUCUGGAUGGUCUGGAAACCCAAUUGUGUACCCCCAGACAUGCAAGUGUUGAAGACCAUCGAGAUUACAUGCCCUCAUGACAUAGUCAUGGAUCCUGAGGUUUUUGAGGUCAGGCAGAUGCUGAAAUGGCACAGCGCCUGGUACCACCCUGGUGAAUCACACCACAGGCACACUCAACAAGGCCCAGUGAUUGGGCUCAAGCAAUUUGUGGCUCCCUGUCCAGAACCACCAUGCACCAGCAGUGGUGUGGCCUUGACUCCCACAAGCAUGGGUCCCAUGGCUUCCAAUUCUGCAAGUUCCAGCAGUGCAAGUUCAAGUACAGGAGCUGUUAGGAUGGGCAGGGCUCGACAAUGUAAUCAGCCAUAUCCCCCUGCAGGCUCAAGAGGAGCCAAGCCAUCAGUCAUUCUGAAUCCCAAACUGUGGGAAGACCUCAGUGAUCCAGCUAUUCCCCCUGCUAUGUCUGCAUGGCAUGCUGCCCUGAAGGAUGUGAAUAAGGAUGCAAAAAGGCCUGAGUCUGUUUGUGAGGGGCAAGUCCUCCAAUCACCAGCAGAGGAUUUCCUGAACACAAUUCCCAAGCAGAUUUCAUCCACAUUUUCCAGUGACCAACUACAUGAAUCUGCUGCCCUCUUCAGUCCUGAGCUUGUCAGCCUCCAACAUGACAUACCUAGCCAUGUACAAUUCCAGGAUAUUUCAAUUUCCCUUGCAGACCUCAUUACCACUGAUCAGAUGACAAAAAGCAAGAUUUUAUGGGAUUUAUAUGAACACAACUUCCAGUUCAAGUUGGUUGCUCUUGACCAUGUGAUGAUGCCUAGCCUGUGGUCGAAUCAGGAUUCAGAGUGGCUUGAUCAUGUCCAGCAGAUUUUCCCUGGUGAUUUGGAGCUCACCAUGUGUGCUGAGCCUUUCCCUCAGAAAAAUCAAGGCCUUGGCUCAUCUGACUUGCAAUUGAAAUGGGAGUAUGUAGAGAAGCUCUGGGCAUUACUUGCUGUAUGGCCAGGAUGCCCCUUGGACUUGGUGGAGCCAAUUAUGCCAUUAGUGUCAUCGUCGUGUGUCUGGGCAAUGGAAAAGAAGUUGGCUAUAUUUUAUGCACAGUCAUUCUUUGAUACUUUUGGUCAUCUGCCCCUUCUUCCCUGCCUUAUUCCAACUGCACUGUGUGGUUACAGUUCAAAUAGUUGGUAA
Molecule: messenger RNA, 1446 nt
Organism: Pisolithus orientalis
Lineage: Eukaryota; Fungi; Basidiomycota; Agaricomycetes; Boletales; Pisolithaceae
Exons: 7
Coding region: 1-1446 (481 amino acids)
Source: RefSeq, a predicted model, not a curated record